CAACACCACCGGUGUUCAACGCAUAUACAAAACGGAUCCUAUUCCCAACAGGAAACGACCAUGUCCCAAGAUGAUAACCCCGGGAAAGAAACACAUGAUGGCCCCUUCCCCUGGGACCUGGGUGUCUACGAUGUCCACUGCCACCCAACAGAUACCAUGGCCUCGAUCGCCGAGAUUCCGCAGAUGAAAACGAGGACGCUCACGGUUAUGUCUACGCGCGGGGAAGACCAGGAUCUUGUAUUCGAUAUCGCAACAAAGUUCCCAAAAGAGGAAAAGUGCAAAAAUGGGGGAAAUGAGGGUCGCAUCCUCCCAUGCUUCGGCUGGCAUCCAUGGUUCUCAUAUCAAAUCCUCGACGACUCAAACACACCAUCACCGUCAACAACCGAGACCGGCGAAGAUCUCAAAAAAGCACACUACCAAAAAGUCCUCACCCCGUCUCCCAAAAACGAUGACAUUGGCAACCAUUUCAUUGCAUCAUUACCACCCCCCAAACCCCUCUCCAACCUCAUAACUCAAACCCGCACCCGCCUAACAACCCACCCAACCGCCCUAGUCGGCGAAAUUGGCCUCGACCGCGCCUUCCGCCUCCCAAAUCCCUGGACAACCCAGGACCUUGAAACCCGCGAUACAACUGUGACACCUGGGUCACGGGAGGGAAGAAAACUGUCUCCACACCGGGUACAUUUGGAACAUCAGAGGGUCGUGCUGAGAGCUCAGUUGCGGUUGGCGGGGGAGAUGGGAAGGGCGGUGUCUGUGCAUAGUGUGCAGGCACAUGGGGCUGUGUUUGAUGCGUUUAAGGAACUAUGGAAGGGAUAUGAGAGAAGGGUUCCGAGUAGGAAGGAAAGGAGGAGGAGGGAGAGUGUUGCUGGGGCGCAUGAACAGAGUGAUGAGGAAGAUGCUACGAGGAAGGCAUCUAAUUCAGAAGAGGAAAGGAAGCCAACGUUUCCCUUCCCACCGCGCAUUUGCAUGCACUCCUACUCCGGCCCCGUGGAAGCAGUCAAGCAAUUCUUGCACCCAGCUAAUCCAUCAGACGUCUAUUUCUCUUUCUCAAAUGUGAUUAAUUUCUCUGCGCCGGGGGCGCAGAAGGCGAUUGAUGUUGUUAAGGCGUUGCCUGAUGAUAGGGUCCUUGUAGAGAGUGAUUUGCAUACGGCAGGGCCAGUGAUGGAUGGGCUAUUGGAGGAUGUUGUGAGGAGGGUUUGUGAGAUUCGAGGGUGGGGCUUGGAGGAGGGGGUAAAGAGAUUGGGGGAGAAUUGGGGGAGGUUUGCUUAUGGGUAGGAUUUGUUGCAUUUUAUUCUCAGAGCUUGUAUUUAUGAGGGCAUUGCAUAUUAGAUGUACUUUUAGCAUGGCAUCAGCCGCUAAUUGAGUUACCAUUGGAUGUAUCUAAAGCCAAAGCUUUACCUCGAAAUUAACAAAGACAUAACAUUCAUAAAACCAGUUCUGCAAAGCCUCAUCUGCCGUCGAAAUGCUAUAAAUGUAAACGGUGCAUGUGGUAUGGUAACAGAAAAGUCCAUACGACCAAGACCUAAUGCGUUAUUAUCAUUAAAAGUAAUCAAAAGCAAGAGUAAACAAAGUCAACCAUGCAUCCAUCCC
Messenger RNA from Aspergillus ruber CBS 135680, 1590 nucleotides. Its product is annotated as TatD family hydrolase. The coding region runs from base 61 to 1275 and encodes 404 amino acids. The record is from RefSeq and is a predicted model, not a curated record. Lineage: Eukaryota; Fungi; Ascomycota; Eurotiomycetes; Eurotiales; Aspergillaceae. Gene Ontology annotation, molecular function: hydrolase activity, acting on ester bonds. The transcript has a single exon.